AUGUCUUCCAACCACGCCAUCGUAAUUCAGGCCGCCGGCAAAGCCGAUAUUGUCACAACUUCAGUCCCCAAGCUCCGAGACGACUACCUCAUCGUCAAGGUCGUGGCCGUCGCAUUGAGCCCAACCGACGUUCUUCAUAUCGACCUGCUUGCCUCCCCCGGAGCUCGAGUCGGCUGCGACUACGCCGGCAUUGUGGAAGAGGUCGGUUCCGAAGUGACCAAAUCCUUCAAGAAAGGAGACCGCGUGGCCGGCGCCGCCCAUGGCUCCAACGCAGUGUAUCACGAGGAUGGCACCUUUGCGGAGUACAUCACCGUGAAGGGCGACAUCCAAAUCCACAUCCCGGACAACGUCAGUUUUGAACAAGCCGCCACUCUCGGCGUUGGCAUUAUCACGGCCGGACAAGCCUUGUACCAGAGCCUCGGAUUGCCUUACUUUGACAAGCCAGCGUCGGAGAAGCUACCUAUUCUUAUUUACGGGGGAAGUACGGCGACCGGAGCCUUAGCUAUCCAGUUCGCAAAGCUAUCGGGACUAUACGUGAUCACGACUGCUUCCCCGCACAACUUCGACUAUCUCAAGGAGCUGGGUGCAGAUGUUUUCCUGGAUUAUCAUUCCGAGACAGUCGUCGAGGAUAUCAAAAAGCUCGCCGACGGUAACUUGCAGCACGUCCUGGACUGUAUUUCGACGGAGCCAUCCGCGUCAAUCAGCGUCAAAGCAAUCAGAGAGGCAGGAGGUAUCUACUCUGCUUUGCGCCUUGUGCCGGCUGAGGUCGUGACAUCAAUCAACAGCAAUGUUACGCCGAAGAUGACCCUGGCGUACACCGCCAUUGGUGAAGCUUUUCAGUUUGGUCCUCAGCCGAUCCCAGCCAACCCGGACGAUUUCGAGUUUGCCAAGAAGCUCUGGGCGGAUACCGAGAGACUGCUGGAGGAUGGGAAGAUCAAAGCGCACAAGGCGACUGUCAAUGAAGGAGGAAACGGGCUCGCCGGUGUGCUCCAUGGCCUUACUCUUGUUAGAGAGGGUAAGGUUAGCGGGGCGAAGUUGGUGUACACCUUGUAG
Colletotrichum karsti is the source of this 1053-nucleotide messenger RNA. RefSeq lists its product as uncharacterized. The transcript has a single exon. Gene Ontology annotation, molecular function: oxidoreductase activity, acting on NAD(P)H. The record is from RefSeq and is a predicted model, not a curated record. Bases 1 to 1053 code for a protein of 350 amino acids. NCBI's taxonomy places the organism in Eukaryota, Fungi, Ascomycota, Sordariomycetes, Glomerellales, Glomerellaceae.